Molecule: messenger RNA, 2619 nt
Organism: Lineus longissimus
Lineage: Eukaryota; Metazoa; Nemertea; Pilidiophora; Heteronemertea; Lineidae
Product: stathmin domain-containing protein 1-like
Exons: 3
Coding region: 163-1197 (344 amino acids)
Biological process (GO): regulation of microtubule polymerization or depolymerization; microtubule depolymerization; neuron projection development
Cellular component (GO): cytoplasm; neuron projection
Molecular function (GO): tubulin binding
Source: RefSeq, a predicted model, not a curated record
CCCUUGACAACUAGACAAGAAGCACAGUAGUUCGCAGUGUUGUAAAUACACCACCGUUUUCUGAAGACUGUGACCUGAAUUCCACCAUAGGUGCUGACAGGGACAAUCGUGAAAGAGGAAAAUAAACAAGGGAAAGAGACACACGGGAAACUAUAGAACAAAAUGGGUUGCAAAAAUAGUAAGUCAGUCUCCACUGUCCCAACGACAGUUAAAGUCAAACCGGCUUCCGGAAAAGGACGAAUUCAGCCUAUGGACUUAGACUCGAAGCCAUCAGAGUUAAAAGCAACGGACGCGUUCAUUACACAGGAUAAAACAUUGCCUAAAAACGAUUCUAGUGAUUCUUUGGGAAGUUUAGGUGACGGUGGGGUUGGUGGUGACUCGAGGCAGGGAUCCGCAGGGUCCAAGUUCUCAAAACAUAGUGACGAUUCUGGUCUUGGAGAACAUGGUGAUGAUGAUGGAGUGACGUAUAUUACAGAACUGUCAGAUCCUGCUCUUGUACAACAAGUAGAAAGUGGAUUCAAGGAGAAGGAACUGGACGAUCUUUGGGUAACCGGAAAGGCGGUUCCUCGCCGUCUCAGCGCCAAGGACAAAGAACGACAAGAGGAACAGCGGAUUCUAGCAACACUCCAAGAGGAAGGCCUCAUCACUCGGCCCCAGACACGCGCAGGGAACGGCGUCUGCUUCGAGAUUGUUGAAGAGAAUAGUAAUCGCCUGGCGCUUCGGCCGCCCCCGAGAUUAGCCAAGCUUGAGAAGAGAAAGAAGAAGAAGAAGAAGCUUACCGAGUGGGAUAUCCAGGUCAAGCUGGAGAAGGCUGAAGAAAAGAGGAAGCAACACGAAAAGGAAAAGCUAGAGCGCAUUAGUCAGCUCGACAAAUCUCAAGUUCAGUCGGCACUCGACAACUUCGUCGAGCACCAGAAGAAGUUGGGAGAAGAGCAACUCCAGAAAGUGGAUGUCAUGGCGGAGAAGAAAGAGAAGAAGCUUAGGGAACUUCAGGAGAAGCUCCGAGCCAAGGAAGCACACGCAGAAGAGGUCAGACGGCGGAAGAAACUGCGUGUGAUGACUGUCAUUGAAAGUCAAGGCGAGUACGACACGGAGAACCCGAAUUUAGCAAAUAUGAAAAUGGCGGAAGAUGUCGCUGUGGCUGGAACCGGAAGUAAGCAGCAGACGACAGAAAUGUCGCAACAGGAUCAGGAAUAAUGAAGAUGCGAAUGAAGAUGUACGAGUUAUGUUGGGAUUUAUUUGUUCGAAGUCAGUCUCAGGAAUUGCAUGGUUGAUGGAUUCGUUUGAUGUAUACGUAUGGCAAGACUGUUUUCGGCACUCUUUUAAAAGUGUCCGUUCUUAAAUCAAACUGCUUAGGCCUAUCUUACUAGUCGAGCAUCAUCUAGGGGCAGUCCAUUUCGUCAUCCUGAUCGCUUCGGGCGACAGAACGAAACUGGUCCACUGCGUUUGGAGUGUAAUGCAUACUUCGCGGGGGUACUUAGUAUUUCAUGGCAUUCUGCAAACGGUUACCGACUCUGAUACGGCUGGUGCCAACAUGGCGCAAAGAUAAAAAUACAAACAGGGAGAAGACCAAACCAGAUAACAUGCUUAGGAAGCUCGAGGGGGUAGGUCAAAACAAUAUUGUUACAUGAUAAUCAUGAAUAUCAAGAAUAUUUAUAGCAUUUAUUUAUUCUUGUAUUCAUGUAUUCAAAAUACCACUAUUUGGCGUCAUUUUGCAAAUAAACAGCAUCGUACAUACUGCUUUUCGCAGGGAAAAAUCUGAAUAUAAAUUUUAAACCCGCUAAUCAAGCUGUGAUAAACAAACUUCUGUGGCGAUGGAUUUAAUGUUUUUGCCAGCAUUUCUGACGAACUCUUGACAGUUUUCUAUUACUGUAAUACUUGGCAUAUCUGUGAUAUAUAAUGAAGGGGUUAGGCACUCUGAGAUAUACUGCUGCACGGGGACACUCAACACACUUUAAAAUUAAGAUUCUGACACAUGUACAUAGUGAUUAUAUCCACAAUAUGUUUCAAUGUUUCAUUGUUUCGAUUGUUUCGAUUCGUUUCGUCCUGUUACGGAUUUUUCUGUUUCCGAAGUUCGCCUCAGAGAUGUCUUUUCUCUGUUCCUUUGCGAAAAUUAAAGGCCCUGGACCAAAUGAUGUCGUUUGUAAAAGGAACAUAUUUCUCCCUGUUUUGAGAAUUUGGAACACCUUUUUGCUGGCCGUCAUAAUCUAAAAACAAACAUUUUGCUAAUGCGUGUUGUCGCCUCACAAGUGUGAACAACUCUUGGGAGACAUCGUGACCGAUACCCUAAUUGUUAGCGACACUUCAGCUUGAGGUCCAGGGUCCUACAUUUCCAAGAUUUCCUAGGUGUGUUGCAAACAUGAUUUUGAACAGUCCGAUCAGGUAUCCCGAUGGACCGAUCGUAGCCUCGCGCCGAUCAGCCUACGUCAGCCGCGAAUCCUCGGCAGGGGUAUGCCCUGCGGAUCUUCACCUACGCCUAACUCCUCAAAAGCAACAGUAAAAUAGCUUGAUCUACUAUGUCCGGUGUGUGCAGAGAGCUGGCCCCAAGCAUAGUGUAAAUAUAAGUGCAAGUAGGAACCGUGACAAUAUUCAAUGUAAAUAAAAAUGAAUUUUAGAUAA